UCUAUCCAGAUGUGACGUAUUAUUUAUAUCUAAUCCCAGAAGACGGCUGUCAUGGAGUUCUCUGCGGAUCUUCCGCGUCUCUUCCGCCUCGCUUCUCUCUUCUGUCUGACACUACUGAUAGUCAAGGUCCUCCAGAUGUUCCAGAGGAGGAGGAGCCUGCUGAGGGCCCUGGAGGCCUUUCCGGGGCCCCCAACCCACUGGCUGUAUGGACACAGCAAGGAGUUCCUCCAUGAUCGGAGUCUCAUGCAGAGAAUGAUAGAAUGGUCUCUUCAGUUCCCGUACGCCACGCCCAUCUGGUUUGGGAAUUUGGUUGUGUAUCUGAACAUCACUCACCCGGAGUACGCCCGCACCUUACUCAACCGGACAGAUCCCAAGGAUAACAUCGCCUAUCGAUACUUCGUUCCUUGGAUUGGCCGCGGUCUCCUGGUCUUGUCUGGACAGAAAUGGUUCCACCAUCGGAAGCUGCUGACCCCCGCCUUCCAUUACGACGUCCUGAAGCCGUACAUCCAGCUCAUGUCAGACUCCACCCAUAUCAUGCUGAACCGCUUCCAGAAAGAGGUGACCAGAGGGACAUCAGUGGAUAUCUACCCCUAUGUCAGCGCUAUGACACUGGACACCAUCAUGAAAUGUGCCUUCAGCUGCAAUAACAACUGCCAGACAGACAGAGAUAAUCCGUACACUCAGGCAGUCCUGGCACUCACUUACCUGGUGAACGAGAGGCUCUGCUAUUUCCCGUAUCACAGCGACCUGAUCUUUAAUCUCAGCAAAGACGGACAACGUUUUCACAAGGCUUCUAAGAUCGCCCAUCAGUUCACAGACACGGUGAUAAAACAAAGAAAAGAAAGUCUCCAGAAGGAGGAGGAACUGGAAAAGAUUCAGCAGAAGAGACACCUGGAUUUCCUGGACAUCCUUCUCUGCGCUCGUGAUGAGAAUGGUCAGGGUCUGUCCGAUGAGGACCUCCGAGCUGAAGUUGACACGUUCAUGUUUGAAGGACACGACACAACAGCUAGUGGCAUCUCCUGGAUCUUGUACUGUAUGGCCCAAUAUCCAGAACACCAGCAGAAGUGCCGGGAGGAGAUCCGGGAGGUCCUGGGGGAUCGAGACACCAUGGGAUGGGAGGACCUGAAUCAGCUUCAUUACACCACCCUGUGCAUUAAGGAGAGUUUACGCCUCUGUCCUCCGGUACCGCUCCUGGCCAGGCAACUCAGCAAGCCAAUCACAUUCUGCGAUGGACGUUCAGUGCCAGAAGGCUGCCUGGUGUCGGUAUGUGUGGCCGGGAUCCACAUCAACCCCGAAUUCUGGCCGGAUCCAGAGGUGUUUGAUCCAUCGAGGUUCUCCCCAGAGAAUUCACGACACAGACACUCCCACGCUUACCUCCCCUUCUCUGCCGGAGCCAGGAAUUGUAUCGGUCAGACCUUCGCUAUGAAUGAGAUGAAAGUCGCCGUGGCGUUGACUCUGAAGACCUUUGAGGUGACACCAGAUCCCGACAAGGUCCCCAUCAAAGAGGCCGUUCUGGUGCUGAAGUCUAAGAAUGGAAUCCAUCUCCAACUACACCAACUUCGCGACUGAGACUGCGAUCAGAACGGCGAGGAAUCGGAACUCUGCGUUUUUUGUAUUCGGGCUUCCUUAUAUCUCAUGUGCUGACAUACGUGAUAUCUUCUGAUCAGGAAAGGAUGGACGUUGCUAUAUAUUCAGUGCUUUUCUAUGAUUAUUAUAUACACAAACCUCCUACCGCAGCCAAUCACAAGUCAGUCCCUGAUCAUUCUUCAGUCCAUAGAAAUCUGAUUGGUUGCUCUGGGUGAUUCGCACUCUCGUAUGUUUAUAAACUACACUAUAUCACCAAAAGUAUUGGGACGCCUGCCUUUACACGCACAUGAACUUUAAUGACCUCCCAGUCUUAG
This is a messenger RNA of Rana temporaria (common frog), 1901 nucleotides long. Its product is annotated as cytochrome P450 4B1-like. NCBI's taxonomy places the organism in Eukaryota, Metazoa, Chordata, Amphibia, Anura, Ranidae. Gene Ontology annotation, molecular function: iron ion binding; heme binding; oxidoreductase activity, acting on paired donors, with incorporation or reduction of molecular oxygen. The transcript is spliced from 12 exons. The record is from RefSeq and is a predicted model, not a curated record. Bases 52 to 1569 code for a protein of 505 amino acids.